Molecule: messenger RNA, 2699 nt
Organism: Aspergillus wentii DTO 134E9
Lineage: Eukaryota; Fungi; Ascomycota; Eurotiomycetes; Eurotiales; Aspergillaceae
Exons: 2
Coding region: 223-2343 (706 amino acids)
Molecular function (GO): protein binding
Source: RefSeq, a predicted model, not a curated record
GGUUUUAUUCUUCUAGCAUGUGAUUGGGGAUAGACUAGAAAGUUCCCCGUAAUUUAUGAUGGAAGGUCUCGGGAAGGCUUUGGUCCGCUCAGAUCGAUCGAAAAAGCUCUCCGCUCCCACCUGUGCGGUCAUCAGAACAUCCAUGCCUCCUCUGCCUUGCGCACCUUAUCGACCCUCUCGUAUUCCAGUUCAUGCUGCGACUCCAUCGCCGGACGUCGCAUCAUGGCGGCCGUCAAUCGGAAUAUGUUCGAUGCAAGCAUCAUGACGGAUCGGCCGCACGAAGGCUCAUUGAUGGUCUUGCCGUUAAACAUCAUCGCCCUGAUCAUUUCACAUAUGGACGAUACUGGUGACCUUGCCCGUCUGUGCAGUACUUGUCGGGUCCUCAACUACAUGGCCCUGCCACAGCUGUACAGGAACCUCACCCUGACCUCCUACGACAAGAUUCGGUAUCGCGGAGAUGAACCUGAAGGAAUGGGGAGCGCGAGUCCUUUUUCAUUAGGACUCAGUGCUGUUAUCACCCGCCCAUAUGCAACGUUGGUGCGAUCGCUGACGCUGCGGGGGGACUGGAGGGAACAUGAGCUGGAGGAGCACGCCCGAGUCGGCAGGGUGCCGGACUCAUCGAUGAUGCUGAAUAUUGCCGUUCGGGCGGCUGUCGACCGCAUGACAGAGCUGAGAACUUUCAACUGGGAGCUGAAUACGAAAAUGCUGGAGACGGUUUAUCUGGGGCUGGCGCAAUUGCCCAAGCUCACCUCGCUCACCGUCCGGUUUCCCUCGAGCCGUCACCCUCGACCGACGAUUGUCAUUCCGGCAUUGCCUCACCUUCGCCAUUUGAGGCUCACCGAUAUGGAUCCUCUUUGUUAUCCGGAUGAUAUUUCGACUCUGCUUUGGAAAAGUAAGAAGUUGCGGGAGCUCACAAUGCACUGGUCCCCUCGCAUGAGAAAUGCGCAAGAACCUAGCGUCAUGCUUAAUCAUUACUUCCGCAAAUGUAUUGCGGCGAAACAACCUCUACCCAUUAAAAAGCUCUCUCUUCUGAAUUUGUAUGCAUUUCACAGCGAGGAGUUUAAUUUGGCGUUUGAUCCCAGGACGAUAGAAGACGUCACCAUUCUUAAUGAUACCCCAUUGGAGAAUGGAAACCUCAUGAACACCUUUGUCGACAACAGCUGGCCGACUUACCCUCCAAAUAUGGACAUGAAAAUCAAGGCCAUCAGGCAGAAUGCUUCGUCCAAGAGACACGCUGAAUUCUUAGGCAAUUUCUCGGGACUGGAGAGGUUAUACUUUGUCAACGUUCCUCAAGAUCCCAUCAACUCCCUCGCUCCCUCCAAACACCCGGCAGGAGCACCAUUGUCUGCUACUCUUACACCUCCCCAGGACCACACCCAUUUCGCUUCGAAUGGUACUGCUACCAACUCCCCUUCUCCAUCGCCGAUAGGUGGUUCGUCCGGCAUCCAAGAUUUCUACCUUAACAAUAUCAUGUCGAACCAUUGCGCGACACUGCGUCACCUCUUACUUCCUUCGCGGUGGCCUCUUUCUCCAAGCAUGAUAGCUCGGCUCGUUCGUGUCAGCCCGCAGUUGGAACAGCUUGCUUUUGCGGCCGAACUUUCCAGCAUGGAUACACUGGGUCUCAUGCUUCCAUUUCUCCACAACCUUGCUGCCAUUCGCAUCCUCAUUCCCACAGGCCGUCCAUCAAUUCCUCUAGGAAAUGGCGCUGCUCCCCAGCCGGCCAAGUGCAGUAUGGCCACUGCAAAGACACUUGCAGAUAUGGUCGAAUUGGACGACGAAAUCCUCACAGAGGGGAUGAGUCUUGCGCUUGGAGAUAAGGAAAUAUAUAGUAAACUGAAAAUUGUCGGGUUUGGCAGAAAGGCAUGGGAAUUAGGUAGAUUUUACAGUGCCCCAGCACCGCCACGCAUCGAACACCCGAGUUCAUCGCAAUCGCCCGCAGCAGCCAGUACUGUCGAUACGGUGGAACUAAAUGAAUAUAAUCAGAGUCCCAAGAGUGAUACUACUCCCGGUCGUGGCCCGUUAUCGAACCCACAGUUUGAAGUCAACGGUGCCCCCAGUACAGGCUCCACGACUCCUACAGGACCCCCAAGACGACCGACACAACGGGCAAUACAGCCCCCUUCAGUACUGGGUAAACGCCCACGAGAAGAUGAGCGUUGGCCUCCAAUGCCCGCUAAACACAUUCCGCCAUACGAUAGUCUGGUCACUGGCGAAGAUAACUUUUAUUGCCCUCCACCGGUUGUUGGCCUGGAUGGUCGUGUCAUAAGGCGAGAAUUGCGCCGCGUGGGCUGGGAGGUUCUUCAGCACUGGGAGAUUUGGGGUCUCGAUACACAAGAGGCAUAAUUAAGUCGAUUUUGUGACCGGCCGAAAAGGUCUUUCCCCUCUUGAUAUAGGGUUUAACAUCAAGACAUGGGACAUGUCUAUAUAGGAGACGGCGCCUAUUCACAUAUACUGCUCUGGAUGGGAUACAUAUGGAUGGAGUUGUGAACAUAAAUCAGUUAAAUGGGGUUCAUUGGUGUUUUGAGGUACCUGGGAUAUCUCUCUUUCUCUUUCUCUUUUUCAUGUAUAAUGUUGGUUAUAGCCGUUGAGCAAGGCACAUUUCUCUUCUCCUUUCAUUUGUUGUUGAGGUGUUAGUCUGGCUUGUACUCAUAGACAGCCUAAUCUUCCUCUUAGUCUACCAUCCUCCAACAAUUCAUGCA